Molecule: messenger RNA, 2394 nt
Organism: Eutrema salsugineum
Lineage: Eukaryota; Viridiplantae; Streptophyta; Magnoliopsida; Brassicales; Brassicaceae
Exons: 1
Coding region: 1-2394 (797 amino acids)
Molecular function (GO): nucleic acid binding; zinc ion binding
Source: RefSeq, a predicted model, not a curated record
AUGCGUCUUUCCCGCGUUGCAAUUGCGGCAGCUGUUGCAGCUCGGAACAAAUCUCUCGCGGCGGCUGGAGGCUCUCUUCCCACCGCUCCCUCUGCUCUGACUCCGCCUCCUUCUGAAGUUUCAGAGUCGGAGCCCCAGAUCCCACCCUCUGUUCUUGUGUUGAGCGCAGAUCCGUCAUCUGUGGUUUCUCAACCAAGCGAGUCUCAGGUUCUCGAUGCUCCACCGACUGUUGAGGUUCUCAUCUCCGGUCCUGGUUCGAUAACAACGGAAAUUUCUGCAGGCUGUCUACCGGGUGAGACGCCUGUUGCUACGGUGGCGGCUCCACCUCGUAAUUGGUCGGAGCUGUUUAAAGAGUCAUCCUUAUUAGACGAAAUAGGAACCCCGAGCGAGCAUGUAUCUGGGGUGCCAUUUGUUUUGAUUCCGGAUGAGAAUGUGGAGUCUGCGAAGGAGGAGUUUAAGGAUUUUAUCUUUGCCAGAUUCCACGGUGACGCUCCGGAAAUGGGAAGGAUAAUUGGCGUUGUUAACGCUAUUUGGGCUCGUUCAGGUCCUCGUAUUUUCGUUCAUAAUAUUGGGCAGGGUUCUUAUCUCUUGAAGGUGAUCAACCCUCGAGUGAAGGAAGUAGUGCUAAGCAGAAGUAUGUGGCAUAUUGCUGGUUACCCCAUGUUUGUUGCCCCAUGGUCAUCUGAUUUUGAUCCAGAACAGCCGCCGCUGACAUCCGCCGUGGUGCCCGUUGAGUUCAGAGAUGUCCCGUAUUUACUCUUCAACAGACAAAGUUUAGCCAGGAUUGCUACUGCGGUUGGAAAACCAGUCUCACUUGCACCGGAAACUGAGAGGAAGGAUAAUUUUCAUGUGGCUAAGGUCUACGUGCGUGUUGAUUUACGGAAUGAGCUACCAAAGAAGAUCAUUUCUGGGUUCUCCAAUGGCAAGGAGGUGGAGAUAGCUGUGUCCUACCCUUGGCUUCCUUCAAAGUGUGCUUCGUGUGGAAAGCUUGGGCAUGAUAGAAAUAAGUGCCGCUCAAGGUUUUCCCUUCCCACUACUGAUCGCGAGAGUAACAGACGAUCUCUCAGUUCUGCUCGUAGAAGUGUACAGCGGGAACGGCCACGAGUGAGACGAUCUAGACCUGGACGCUCUCGCAAUAGACGCCUAAAGAAGCGCCUAUUAUCUGAUCAUUCCGCUUCGACAGAUGGAAAGAGUGAUAAAGAGGGCGAUGUGGAGAAGAUGUACACAUCCUCGGAUGUUCUCACAAGUAAGAUGAGUACGCCUGAUCCGCCCUCCGAUCAAGGAUCAGAUGGUGAUACAUUGCCAGCUAAGGGCAUCUUGGAGGUGUCUCAUUCGACACCAAAUGGUCAUGAGCAGGCACUACAAAAGACGAGCGAGCUAUUAAGUUGUUCAGAGGUGGUGUCGACUACCAUUUAUAAGGAUCAGUCUCAUGUUUUGGAGGAGGUAGAAGCUCCGUUUCUUUUGGUCUCGCGCCGAAAGAGUGGCCGCAAGGCUACAUCAAAUCACUUGUAUAUAAUCAUCAUGUUUUUUGUGUGGAACGUAAGAGGUCUGAAUAGUGCAAGACGCCACAGUAUGACUAAAGGCUGGAUUAAUAUUCACAAGCCGCUUUUUGGAGCUUUUGCUGAAACUCAUAUACAACAAGCAUAUAGUAGUAGAAUAUCUCAAGCUAUUCCUCGGGGGUGGAGGUUUUUUGGUAAUUUUGAUCAUCACAGCACGGCAAGGAUUGUAGUAGUAUGGGAUCCACGUGUUUCUGUGAUGGUUUAUCAGGCGUCGGCUCAAGCUGUCACCUGCGGUAUUUUUAUUGGGGACUUGGAGGUUAGUCUUACGGUCACCUUUAUUUACGGUUUCAACCAUGUGGACGAGAGGGUUUCUUUAUGGGAGGAGCUUCAUCAGAUUGCUACUUCUACCCUUGUCUCAUCGCAUCCUUGGGCUGUCCUUGGAGAUUUUAACCAAAUCUUAAGAAUCUUGCAGCAUUCUAAUCAUUUGGACGUGGAAGUUGACACAUCUGGGAUCGAUGACAUGAACCUAGCUUUGCAAGAUGCAGAGCUAUUUGAAGCCCAAACAAAAGGGUUAUCUUUUACUUGGUGGAAUAGUCAAGACGAGAAUCCGACAUCAAAGAAAAUUGGCCAUGCCUUAAUUAAUCACCAUUGGGCUAUUCAGUACCCGGAAGCAUAUGCUGAGUUCCUAGAGCCACAGCAAUCUGAUCACUCGCCAUGUUUGUUUCAUGUUCCAACAUUGAGGAGGCAUGUUCGCAAGCCUUUUAAGUUCUUCCAUCAUAUUAUUGAUCACCCAGAGUAUCACCCCUCGGUCAGCGAGGCUUGGAAUUGUGGCAGCAUUCAAGGAACUCUGCAGUUUAAGAUUGUCAGAUCUAUGAAGCUUGCGUGGGAUAAAUAA